This is a messenger RNA of Penicillium vulpinum, 1056 nucleotides long. RefSeq names its product FMN-binding negative transcriptional regulator. The record is from RefSeq and is a predicted model, not a curated record. Lineage: Eukaryota; Fungi; Ascomycota; Eurotiomycetes; Eurotiales; Aspergillaceae. The transcript has a single exon. The coding region runs from base 1 to 1056 and encodes 351 amino acids.
AUGCAUUUACGUCCCGAUCAUACAGUCCGGGACCUCCCAACCCUCCACGCCUUCAUUAAACAACACCCGCUAGGCGUCCUCAACACUUCCCUUCCAUCGGAGAAUCACCCCACCCUCCAAUGCAGCCACAUUCCCUGGGUAUUGGACACUGAAAAAACCGCCGGACCGGAGUCAGCAAAGAAAGCAAAAGUAGCCGAUGACGACACUACAGAACAGCCACACUAUAUGGGAGUCCUUCGAGGCCACAUCGCGCGUCAGAACCCGCAAAGCAAAGCAAUGGUGGAAUGUGUCUCGGAGUACAGUACCAAAACAAUCAGUCUACCGGGCGCAUUUCCAAUAACAAGUUCGGAAGAAGAACCACCGAGAUCAGCAGACCAUGCACUCCCUGGUGAGGUGUUAAUUGUCUUCACCAGCCCUGUAGACCAUUACAUCACACCGAAUUUCUACACAGAAUCCAAGCCAGCCACCGGAAGAGUUGCUCCGACGUGGAAUUACGCCGCAGUGCAGGUGUACGGCCGGGCGACUAUUUACCACGACGCCAAAGACGAGCAAACGGAGUUGUUUUUACGACAACAGCUGAGUGAUUUAGCGCGGCUUGGGGAGGAAGAAAUAAUGGGAUUUCGAAAUGAGACUGGUUCGAUUUCGGGGUCUGCUGUCAAACACGGGGGAAGUGGAAGUGGAACUGGGAAUGGGGAGAAUGGAGACUGGGAUCCACCACGGAACCAAACCCUGAGUCAGUAUGAAGGUCCGGACUUGGAGCUCAGCCAGGGGGUGAAGACGGCGCCGACCGGAGCUAGCGGGCAUGGCAACGGUUCGGCAUUGGCAACGCCUUGGAAAAUUGGCGAUGCGCCACGGGAGUACAUUGCUGCAUUGCUGAAGAAUAUCGUUGGGAUGAAGAUUGAAAUCACGCGCAUUGAGGGUCGGUUUAAAGUGAGUCAGGAACGGCCGGUUAAUGAUCGUGGUGGCGUUGUUGCGGGGUUGGAAAGAAAGGGCGGGAGGGCGAGGGAUAUGGCAGAGUUUGUGCGGAGGGGGAAGCAUUUCGUGGCCAGUGAGUAA